Messenger RNA from Alligator sinensis (Chinese alligator), 5140 nucleotides. It is a transcript of the gene ANKRD27, whose product is annotated as ankyrin repeat domain 27. Gene Ontology annotation, molecular function: guanyl-nucleotide exchange factor activity; SNARE binding. The record is from RefSeq and is a predicted model, not a curated record. The transcript is spliced from 29 exons. Lineage: Eukaryota; Metazoa; Chordata; Crocodylia; Alligatoridae. Gene Ontology annotation, biological process: early endosome to late endosome transport; neuron projection morphogenesis. The coding region runs from base 162 to 3362 and encodes 1066 amino acids. Gene Ontology annotation, cellular component: plasma membrane; late endosome; neuron projection.
GGUCCGUAACCUUCAUCAGGCGGAGGAGGUGUCUGCGGUUGGGCUGUGCUCUGCCCGGAGGGGAUGGAGAGCGAAGAAGGCAGAGGCUGGGAUGUAGGCGGGAACGCCUGUGCUUCUGUGACAGCAUUAUUCAGGUGGUCGAGAAAAUCUCUGAAGUCCAUAUGGCUAUGUAUGAUGAAGAUCUCUUGAAAAACCCUUUUUAUCUGGCCCUUCAGAAACGUCGUCCUGACCUCUGUAGCAAAGUUGCGGAAUUCCAUGGUAUUGUAUUAGUACCAUGCAAAGGAAGCCUCUCAAGCAACAACCUGCCGAGUUGUCAGUUUGACUCCUAUGUUCUAAAGCCAGUGGAAGAACGCUUUCAGACCUUAAAUGGAAAGGAAAUCUUUAUACAAGGCAACCUAAUUAUUUUAGGAACGGGCUUUAAUCAUAGCCUGUCAGUACCAAUUCUCUUUGAAGAAACCUUUUAUAAUGAAAAAGAAGAGAGCUUCAGCACACUGUGUAUAGCUCAUCCAUUGGAAGAAACUGAAAGCUUAGAAGAAGCUACAACAUCAUCAAGUUCCUAUUCCCUGAAAAAUAUUGAGGAUGUGAGAGACUUCUUAGGAAGACAUUCUGAAAGAUUUGACAAAUACAUAGCAUCUUUCCAUAGAACUUCUAAAGAACAUGAAAGAAAAAGUCUACGACACUACAUAGAUUCUGUUAAUGCACUUUAUACCAAAUGCCUCCAGCAUCUUCUGCGGGAUUCUCACUUGAGGAUGCUUGCAAAGCAGGAACCUCAGAUGAAUAUGAUUAAACAAGCAGUUGAAAUGUAUGUACACCAUGAUGUUUAUGAUCUGAUCUUCAAAUAUGUGGGAACUAUUGAGGCAAGCGAGGAUGCAGCCUUUAAUAAAAUUACGAGAAGCCUACAAGAUCUUCAGCAAAAAGAUAUGGGAGUUAAGCCUGAAUUUAGUUUCAAUAUACCACGUGCAAAGCGCGAAUUGGGUCAGCUGAACAAAUGCACUUCCCCACAACAGAAGUUGCUCUGUCUGCGAAAAGUGGUGCAAAUCAUUAUGCAGUCUCCUAGCCAAAGAGUUAAUAUGGAGACUGUGUGUGCAGAUGACCUUCUCUCUGUCUUGCUGUAUCUGCUUGUAAAAACGGAGAUACCAAACUGGAUGGCAAACUUGAGCUACAUCAAAAACUUCAGGUUUUGCAGUUCGGCGAAGGAUGAAUUGGGAUACUGUCUGACCUCAGUUGAGGCUGCAAUAGAAUAUAUCCGACAAGGAAACCUCUCCGACAGACCAGCAGAAUCUGAGGGGUUUAAUGAGAAGUUGUUGUUAAAACAAAAAAUGAACUUGCUGUCCCAGAUGUCCACCACUCCAAUAGAUUGCUUCUUCAAGCACAUUGCUUCAGGUAACCAGGAAGAAGUGGAGCGAUUAUUAAGUCAAGGUGACAAUGAUAACGACACUGUACAGAAAAUGUGCCACCCACUCUGUUUCUGUGACAAAUGCGAGAAGCUAGUUUCUGGGAAGUUGAAUGACCCUUCCAUUGUCACUCCAUUUUCCAGAGAUGACCGGGGAUACACUCCACUUCAUAUAGCUGCUAUUUACGGGCAAGCAUCAUUAGUUGACGUACUAGUUUCCAAAGGAGCUGUGGUCAAUGCUAUGGAUUACCAUGGUUCAACACCACUUCACCUUGCCUGCCAGAAAGGAUAUCAAAACAUUACUCUUCUCUUGUUGCACUAUAAGGCAAGUACAGAUGUUCAAGACAAUAAUGGCAAUACACCACUUCAUUUAGCCUGCACUUACGGUCAUGAGGAUUGUGUCAAGGCUUUAGUCUACUAUGAUGUACACUCUUGUAAAUUAGAUAUUGGUAAUGAAAAAGGAGACACUCCCCUCCACAUAGCAGCUCGCUGGGGCUAUCAAGGCAUCAUAGAAGUGCUGCUGCAAAAUGGAGCCAACCCAAAUAUUCAAAACCGGAUGAAAGAAACUUCCCUCCAGUGUGCACUGAAUUCCAAGAUUUUAUCAUUGAUGGAAUUAAACUAUCUAACAUUUGAAAGGGAACAAACUACUUCUGAGUCACCAGUUAGGUCUCCUCGGUGUUCAGUGGACAUCAUUAGCAGAGAGUCAUCUAUCUCAAGUUUGUCAUCACCAUGUGCAGAUACAAGACCAGAAGAAGUUAAAAAUAUUUACAAAGAGGUAGAAAAGCUCUUAAGAGCAGUUGCUGAUGGAGAUCUGGAAAUGGUUCGUUAUCUCUUGGAAUUGAUGGAAGAAGACUUAGAAGAUGAAGAGGAAGCUGUCAGUACUGUGAAGUCAGAAUUUUGUCAUCCGCUGUGCCAAUGUUCAAAAUGCUGGCCAGCACAAAAGACACUUGCCAGGAUGCGUGCUAAUGGACUUGGCAUAAAUGUUUCAAACCAGGAUGGCUUUACACCAUUACAUGUGGCUGCACUGCACGGACAUCCAGAAUUGGUCUCCCUUUUGUUGAAGCACGGUGCCAGUGUCGGUGCUAGAAAUAUAAACCAUGCAGUCCCUCUUCAUCUGGCCUGUCAGAGAGGUCAUUUUCAGGUAGUACAAUGCCUGAUGGACUAUGAUGCUAAACAAAAUAAAAAAGAUAUACUUGGAAAUACUCCUUUAAUUUAUGCCUGUUUGAAUGGCCAGCAUGAGACUGCUGCCUUGUUGUUACAGCAUGGGGCCUCUGUUAACCUUUUUAAUACCAAGGGAAAUACAGCACUGCAUGAGGCUGUGAUAGGAAGGCACAAAGCAUUGGUAGAGCUGCUUCUUCAGAAUGGUGCAUUGACCCAUAUUAGGAACAAAAGACAGUGUACUCCUGUAGACUGUGCUGAGCCAAAUUCCAGUAUCCUGAAGUUGCUACAAGCAACACCAAGCAAUGCACCAGAAUCAGCAGAGGGAGGAGAAAUAGACAGUGAGCAGCAUAUAACUGGCAAGAUCAGGAAAAAAGUAAAUACUAAGCCAUUUGAGAAAGCAGAUGAUCCAGUCAGCAGACGAAUUCAACUUGUCCAAUCAAUCAACAGAUUUAACAAAUCAAAAUAUUUGCGGAGAACAAUAACAAGAGACAAAAGCGUCCCUAAUUUUGAUGAUGAAUUAUUGCACCAGAUGGCUAUUAAGAACUUUGAUAAAACCAAGUUAAAACCUGUUGAAACACUGAAACAGAGCAGAGCUAAGACGACUGACGCAGAAAGCAGUGGUGAACCUGUGACAGAUGAUGAUGCAAUAGAAGCUCCUCUUAAAAGUAAACUAAUGCAUCGAAGACACACUGUUAAUGUGGCACUUUCAGCAGAGGAUGUCAGUGAAAAUAGCGAUUUAACCAGUCCUAGAGAUCCAAGUAUUUCACAGUCAAAAGACUGCUUUGAUGACUUCCUUUCAAAACACUGACAAGAAGUGUGAAUUUCCUGCCAAAAACAGGAAAACCAGGUGGUGUCAGUAUCAAUAUCCUCUUGCUGGGAAUUAAAGAAGUAAAUGAAGCUUGCAAGCUAUGCUUUCAAAAAUGGAUCAGAAGGCUAAAUCUUUAGCAGAGACAGAAUGUUCUUGGCUUGCAUUUUUGGAGAUUGAAUCCUCUCAGUUUAUUAUGAAGGUGCCUACCCAGCCAAUGUGUUACUGAUCUCGGCAAACUGAGACAUAUUGAGAUGUCAAAGUAUUUAGACAGAAAAAUGACUCCCAAUUCUACUAUCAAAGCACUUAUUAAAAAUGAUUACAGUAAAGAAGAAAAAGGCUAUACAGUAAUUCCCAGCCAACCACUCUUGUAUUAUAAAGCAUUGAAUUAGUUUUUCCUCUUUCUAAUUUUGUCACUGAAUUGGUUAAAUUAUAUUUAUUACCGGAAAGAAUUAAAAUUUUUUUAUUUUUUACCAUAAUUCCACAAACCAUGAUGGUAUGUAUUUAAAUAUACUUUCUUUACUAACUACAUCCUGGAUGUUGCCACUAGUUGGAAAAACACGGCACUACAAUCCUGUGCACUUCAACAUGGCAUAGAGAUGUAGCCUUGAGGAACAUAAAGGGCUAGAAGCCUGCAGUUUUUUAUGAUGUCAAAGCCCUUAUUGGUUCCAAUGGGACAUUUAUUUGGACUGGGUCUAUGAAAUCCUGUCACAACAGGGCUAGGAUGCUGGGAACAAAGCAAGAAGACCUUGACAAAGAUCAGCUCUGGAUUAAUAUUCAGAUCCCUAUUCAAAUGUUUCUCUAGGCAGAAACAAACCUGCAUAAUGCACAAAGCUACUUUAAAUUUUAACAAGUAAAUCAGACCAAAAUGCAUAACUAUUCACCCUUCUGUGUGCAUACAAGCCUACAGACAUAGCCACUGUGUAAGAACUUGUUCCUGCCUGCCUGUACUUAUAUGUUAAUGAAUAUUCCUUACUCAAGCAAGUAGACCCAUUUAAAUCAAUGGGGCUAAUUGUCCAAUAAAGAUACAACUCAUGCAGGAAUAUGUUAUCUGUAUUUCAGAGGUGAUCACUUUAAAGGAUACUCACAGAUAACUAGAUGGAGGCUUAGAUGUGGAACUUACUUCUUAACAUGUUUCAGUUCAAAAAUAUUUUUUAAAAGGGGGUUAUAACAUAGAAAUACUUGAAUAAAUAUACCAGGUUCUUUACACGAUCAUUUUGGUUUACAGGUGAUCACAUCCAAGUAGCAUUUUGUUUCUUUUUAUAAACUAUUUGUACGGACAAGUUUGGUUCUUUUUACUGUAAUGUUGAUGACCUGUUUGGGGCACCAUGAAGCCAGAGGGCUUGCUAGAGGAUUGUUUCCAAAUAAUUUUUUAAUGUGAAAAGCAAAAUGUGCAGCCUGUGCGCGCACAAGCGUUCGCAGAUAAGGGUUGUGUGUAUAUUUUUCUAAGUAAUUUAUGAGUUCAUCUAAUUUUCUAAUGUGCCUUGGAUUUGUGCCAAAUGAUGGAAAAGAGAAACUAGUAAAUAACGAUUCUUGAAAAUGCUCUUAGCUCUGACCGCUUAUUUAAAUUGCGACUCUUUUGCACUUAUUUCUUGGAUUUUUGUGCUUCAAGUGAUCGCUUGGAAUUGCUGCUUUUAGGUCAAGUGCCUCUGCACAUUUCCUCCUUCCUCCAUGCUUGCAUCUUACUGAGCAGACAAAGGGCUGCGUAUGAAGUUACAGAAACUUUUAAUUUAAAUGGGGUAUUUCCUAGACCUAGAUUGCUUUCUUCCAUGCUUGUCAUU